ACCAAGUGAGGAGAUGAAGGAUUUCACCGUACUACACCAGAGAAUACGGAGAGGAUAGACACUGCAGAUAGAUCCUGACCAUCACCCAAGGAACAACUGCACAACUGUGGGAAGACAUCCAGUCCCUUCACAACAUUGCUCAACACAGAGAAAGUUUGGCAGUGAAACCAUCAUCUGGAAAUUGAUCAGGUCAGGGGAGCUUUGACAUAUCAUCAGAUCUGAAACUGGUCAGUGGUGUGGAACCUUCCAUCAGAACCAACCUUUCUGAAUGUUCGGCUGUGGGCGAUCGGUCAGGGUGAGGCUGGGAAGAAGUGUGAGUGGCUCCAAGUGUGGUGAGAGCUUCAAUCAUUCAUCGAGCCUCAUGAACCACUGACUCAUUCAUACAGGUGAAGGGUUGUUGAAGUGUGAGGAGGGCUCCACAGGCUCUUGCAAUAUCCUAACAUGCAAAGUACAUUUGUUUACCACCUGUAACACAAGGGCCACCAUAUGGCUGAGAAACCGUUCAAAUGUGAGGUUUGCGACCGGGCUUUCACACAGAAAUCAGUGCUCGUGAAUCACCGACGUGUUCACACUGGGGAGAAGCCGUUCAAGUGUGAGGUGUGUGGCCAAGCCUUUGCAAACUCUUCGACACUCGUUUAUCACCGACGCAUUCACACUGGGGAGAAGCCAUUCACGUGCGAGGUGUGUGACAAAUCCUUCUCGAAAUCAUGGAACCUCCGCAAGCACCAACGCAUUCACACAGGGGAGAAACCAUUCACGUGCGAGGUGUGCAACAAAUCAUUCUCACAGUCGUCGGCUCUCCGUGUACACCAACGCUUUCACACAGGGGAGAAACCUUUCAAGUGCGAGAUGUGUGACAAAUCAUUCUCGCAGUUACCGAACCUCCAUACACAUCAACGCAGUCACACAGGGGAGAAGCCAUUCACGUGCGAAGUGUGCGACAAAUCAUUUUCAAAUUCCUCUCACCUGCGCACACACGAACGCAUUCACACAGGGGAGAAGCCAUUCACAUGUGAGGUGUGCGGCAAAUCAUUCUCACGGUCGUCGACACUAAUUGACCACCAACGCAUUCACACAGGGGAAAAACCAUUCACGUGCGGGUUGUGCAACAAAUCAUUCUCGAGGCCAACAACCCUCCUCGAACACCAAUACAUUCACACCGGGGAGAAACCAUACACCUGUGAAGUGUGCAACAAAUCAUUCUCGGACUCAUCGACUCUCCUCGUACACCGACGCAUUCAUACAGGGGAGAAGCCAUUCACGUGCGAGGUGUGUGACAAAUCAUUCUCACAGUCAGCAAAACUCAGGAAACACCAGCAGAUUCACACAGGCGAGAAGCCAUUCAGGCGUUAGGUUUGUGAGAAAGCUCUCACUCACUUCUCUGAUCUCCUGAUACACCAAUGCAUUCACACAGGAGAAAUCAUUCACAUGCGAGGGAAGAAAUCAUUUAUGUGCUACGUGUCCGACAAAUCAUUCUUGCUGUUACAGAACUUCUCCGCACAUUAACAUAGGGGAGGAACUGGUCAUGUGUGAGCUGUGAGACAAAGCUUUCAGAUAUUUAUGACAGCAACUACACCAUCAAAUAAUCCGCACACAGGAGAAACCCUUCAAAAGUGAAUAUUUAUGAUAAAGCCUUUGUGACGUCCAUGAACUUCCCGAGACACCGGAGGAUUCCCACAGGGGAGAAACCAUUCCAUUGGGAGGUGUGUGACUAAACCUUCACACAGUCAUCAAAUCCGCAGGAGCACCAAGGCAUUCAGGUUUGAUGUGCACAACAAAUCCUUCUCACGGUCAUUGUAUCUUCUCACAGAAUCCACACAGGGGAGUAACCCUUAAAGUGUGAGGUUUGUGUUGAAUCUUCGACCCUGGAGCUGUCGUUCCGAAGCACUGUCUGUCUCAGCAGUGUCUGUCUCGAAACCCUCCCACCAUCAGUCCAAUUGUUUGAAGAAGGUCAAUUUAACCUUUGACCAGAUCUCCAAACAUCACCAAAUGAAGACAACAAUAUGUAUAGAAACUCCUGCUUAUGCACAGAUGUCACUGUGUCUCUGGGAGGGUUUCCUCAGUCACAGGAAGUAGGUGAUUCAGGAGAAUGUGUCAGGAUUCUCCCAGCUCUGGGCAAGAGGGAAAUAUCUCAAUAGUUUCCACAGUGUGAUUUAUCUCCCUUCUUGAAGAUAGUUACAAUUGUCACAUUCCUGAAGUCAGGAUGGGGAGAGUUGAUAUUCCUCCCAAAUAUAGGGUGAGUUCAUGGAAUCUUGAUGUGAGCAGAAGUCCACCAGCUUUGAAGACCUCAGCUGGAAUACCCUCAGGGCCACAGGCUUUGUUGUUUUCAUCUGUUUGAUUGUUGCAGCUCUCCCAUCGAUGGUGAUUUACCCAUGGAUUCUACCACAGGCACUGGGGAUAGACUGGAGGGUAUCAGCUGUCACUGUGGAUUCAUGGUUGAGGAGUUGUUCCAAAUAUUCUUCCCAGCGUUAACAGAUGGCAUUGUCAUCCUUAAGAAGAGAAACACCAUCCUGUGAACAAAGGAGAUUUUGUCCAUUUUGACCUCGGUCUGUAUGGCCAGAUUUGCAUGUCAUGAUGGUCACAAUAUUGUUCGAACUCUCGGGCUUUCUCGUCCCCACAUGUCCUUUAUCUUCCAGGUUUGUCUUUGGGUGUCAGCCUUGAGCUGUUGAAAUGCUGCCUUCUGGAGUUGUGACCUUCAGCUGCUCUGCCAGGCAACGAAGGCUGAUCAUUUUUGUUCCAGGAAGUCACAUAUUUGAGCGUCAUGUUCGUCGAGCCAGUCCUGCUGAUGAUGAUGCUCGAACCCAAUGGUCUGGACACAGGAGUUUAGUGCAGCUGACUUUAUUUGAUCUCACUGUUCAGGGAUUGAAUUGGAUGUGUGAAGAUUUUCCAGAUUGGUCAUGAGCUGCACCUGGAAUUCCUGUCUUCGGUCGGGCUGUUUUAGGGCUGAGACGUUGAUCUUCUUCCUCUUUUGGGCCUUGUGAUGUCUUGGUGCUGGGUGGAUGUUCAUCACCGAUUGAACAAGUCGAUGAUCUGUCCAGCAGGCAUCAGUCUCCCACAUGGAUUGAGUGAAACCGGCAUUACUUAGAACUUUGACUUGGCUUUCGACCUUCCAGAGGAACCUCCGACAUGGUCUUUGUUGCCAAACACAUUCAAGAAAAAUGUUGAGAACAACACCAGGAACUCUUCAUUAUGCCUUGAAAUGACCGAAGCAUUUCACUCAGUAAAUCGUGAGGCUCUGUGGAUUGUGCUCCAAUGAUUUGGCUGUCCAAGAAACUUCAUCACAAUCCUGCAAUUGCUUCAUGAUGAUAUGACUGCAACUGGCUUGAGUGGGAGAUCUGAAACAGAAGCCUUCAAAAUCCAGACUGGUGUCAAGCAAAGCUGUGUGAUAGCCCCCAUUCGAUUUACAAUCUACCUGACAGUGACUAUUCACCUUAUCAACGGUCAACUGCCCUCUGGUGUCAGUAUUAAAUACCAUCCAGAUGGGAAACUCAUUUACCUCGGUCACCUCUGUGCCAAAAAUAAACUGACCACCUGUCAUGAAGAGAUAUUAAUGCCUACAAUGUUAUUGAAGUUUUAUUUUAAAUAGCAUUCCAGUGGGUCUGUGUCUGUUU
This is a messenger RNA of Carcharodon carcharias (great white shark), 3611 nucleotides long. Its product is annotated as zinc finger protein 271-like. Gene Ontology annotation, molecular function: RNA polymerase II cis-regulatory region sequence-specific DNA binding; DNA-binding transcription factor activity, RNA polymerase II-specific. The transcript has 2 exons. Gene Ontology annotation, biological process: regulation of transcription by RNA polymerase II; central nervous system development. Bases 487 to 1353 code for a protein of 288 amino acids. The record is from RefSeq and is a predicted model, not a curated record. Gene Ontology annotation, cellular component: nucleus. Lineage: Eukaryota; Metazoa; Chordata; Chondrichthyes; Lamniformes; Lamnidae.